AUGGAUUCUUUACAUAUCCCAUUUCAUACCCCUAAACAACAACAACAAGCCUCGUCGGAGGCCGUUGGGCAACUACUAGAUAUCUCCCAAGGAACGAUUGUGGGCCGCAAGUCCCGAAAAACUAUUGUUCUUUGUUUUGACGGAACAGGUGAUUUCCCAUCACAUUCAAAUGCUAGUUCAGUGGGGUUGACAGGAACUGUAGGCAAUAGCUUCAAUGGCGACCCGAGCGAUAGUAACAUCCUCAAGAUUUUUCGAAUGCUAGAUAGAUCAGAUGGAGCGGGAUAUCACUACUACCAGCGUAAGUAAAACCGAAAGCCCCUGAAAUCUGGCCCGGUCAUUGAUAUAUGAGUUUUCUAUAGCUGGUAUCGGGACAUACGUUACCACGUCAUCUCUUAGUUCGACUGGUGCAUGGGAGAGAUGGAGGGAUUGGUAUAUGCAAUACAAAGAUGCAGCCAUUGGAACCUCAUUUGACGAGCAUGUUGUUGGAGGUUACAAGUUCUUGAUGCAAUAUUAUAGCCCCGUUAGUCCUAGAGGGCAUUCUCUCACUUUGCCGAACUGAGCUGACCUAUGAAGCACAGGGUGAUGAUAUCUACAUGUUUGGAUUUAGCCGCGGAAGUUAUACGGCUCGUUUUCUGGCGGAAAUGUUGGACUGGAUGGGCUUGAUUACAUACGGCAAUGAAGAAAUGAUACAGUUUGCUUGGAGAACCUUUAGUCAAUGGAAAUCUAUGAACAGUCAAGACCCUGAGGCAUUGGAGAAACAGAAGAAGGCGUAUGAUUUUAUGGUCUCUUUUCGAGAAACAUUCUCGAGGCCAGUUAGAAGAAUCGUGAGUCGACCUGGAGUUGACUGAUAGGUUCUAAGCUGACUGAUUGCAUAGCGAUAUCUAGGACUUUUCGAUACAGUCAAUAGUGUACGCCGAUUUGAACAUGCGAUGACAAGUAAAGUUCACAUGCCCGUAAGUCUAAAAACAUUUAUAUUUCGGGCAUGAACUGAAAAGCCAGUACUCUGCUAUAAGCUCUGCCAGAGUAAUCCGGCAUGCGGUAAGGUGUGUAAAUCCUUCUCGUUAAGACCAAUGACAGACUAAUGAAAAACUGAUUUAGUAUCGAUGAACGAAGAGCCAAGUUUAGGGCAGAUCUCAUCUCCGAAGAAGGUCGGCGGAAAACAGAGACCGAUGCUGCUCGAGCGAAACACAUCAAAGAGAAGCACUUCCAUCACCACCAAUGGUCCCAUGUCACCAAAAGAUUCAAGCCAAAGAAGAGGGCUUCGAUUCGUGUGGAGCGAUCCAGACCAAAGACCAGAGAACCACGAAGAAGUGCUCGAUAUCGAUCUCAUAGUCGCUCACAUGCUGUCGCGGUUGCAGAGCGGAGUGUAUCCCCUGAAGGUUCACUCGGAAUAGUCACAAUCGAUGAUGGGGAUGAAUCGUCCGAUGAUGAUGAAACGAAUCAGGUCAUCGAUGAGGUUUGGUUUGCAGGUGGCCAUGCCGAUAUUGGAGGUGGAUGGGGAUUGGCAGAGGGAGAGUAUGUAACUUUUCUACCUUUUCAUCGCAGUUUCUGAAAUCCAUAUUGAUACUGAUUUACCGUAGGGUACCACUGAGUCACUUACCCCUGGCAUGGAUUAUGCUAGGUGCAAUCAGAAGCGGUCUGAGAUUUAACGAAGAUAAGAUGAAGAAACUCGGCUGUUGGGAAUAUACCAUGGAGGCUGCUGGUAGAAAGGCUUCGAUGCCAACAAGUGUUCCCGCGAUUGAGGUUUCCAACGCACCUGAAGCGACGGUCGAAAACCCCACUCAACAAGAAAUCGAUGAUAGACUAUCCAAAGACAUGAAAAUCGCAAUGCAGACAACUUUUAAAGAACGGAUGCAGCGAGCAAUUAUGGGAAAGUGCCAUGAUUGUUUGGAGUAUGGACAAGGAACGUCACGAAUAUCUGUUUUUAUAUGGAGAAUGAUGGAGUGGUUGCCGUUCCGUAGAAUGGAUUUGCAAGAAGAUGGUAGUUGGAAACCUAUUAGAUGGUAAGCUAGCGUCAGGUAAAGCAUACAGCACAACUAAUUAUAUAGGCCACUUCCUCGAGGAGAGGUGAGGGACAUACCAUCAAGCUCGAAAAUUCAUCACUCUGUUAUUAAACGAAUGCAAGCGGACCCCAAUUACAGACCUGGAAAUUUGAUUAUAGGAGGGGGUGGAGUAGGUGUCCGAGUAGCUCCUCCUGAAGCUGGAAUUGGUGAAGUAAGUAUACCCGACUCCCAUUACUUGCAACUUUUUAAAGUAUGAAAGCUAAUUUCAUCAUCAUAGUGGGUUGUAUGUGAGGAAGAGGGAGAUGCCAUUGGAGAAUGCUGGAUAAAAGUGGAAAAAACAAAGAAGCCACGUCCAGAAGUAAAGAUUUCGUCUGUUGAUAAGAAGAAUCGAAUUGUACCUACAUGCAUGGUACUAUCGACUUUUCUUGUGGUUUUGAUUGGAUUCUGUUGGCGACGAUAA
Molecule: messenger RNA, 2463 nt
Organism: Hymenoscyphus albidus
Lineage: Eukaryota; Fungi; Ascomycota; Leotiomycetes; Helotiales; Helotiaceae
Source: the annotation of a GenBank genome assembly